CUUCCCGGAAGUAGCACGCAGCAGCCGGCGAAGAUGUUUACCUUCAGUUUGACGAUGGUGCGACACGGGGAGACGCAGUACAACAGAGACAAGCUGCUGCAAGGUCAGGGUGUGGACACGCUGCUGUCGGAGACAGGCCUGCAGCAGUGUGAGGCUGUUGGACAGUACCUCAAAGACGUCCCCUUCACCUGUGUGUUCGUCAGUAACCUGCAGAGGGCCGUGCAGACGGCUGAGAUUAUUCUGAGAAACAACGCUCAUUGUGAAGGCGUGAAGAUGACUCUGGAGCCACUGCUCCGAGAGAGAGGCUUCGGCAUCGCUGAGGGUCGACACAAAGAGGACCUGAAGAACAUGGCUAAUGCUGCUGGGCAGGCAUGUCGUGAUUACACACCACCAGGAGGAGAGACAGAGGGCCAGGUGAGGCUCCGAUUCAAAAAGUUCCUCCAAGUCCUCUUCAAGCAGAUGCUGGACAAACACAGCCAGUCUGAGCCCGAUGCCUCCUCAUCGGCAGGCGGAGCGGCCGCCGCCGCCGCCGGCUCAGCCCACGACGGCCUCCAGGGAGUGACUGUUCACGCCUUGGUGGUGAGCCACGGCGCCUACAUCCGCGUCGCCGUCAGACACCUGGUGGAGGACUUGAACUGCUCGCUGCCCGCGGGGGUGAAGAUGUCGCACCUGUUCUCGCCCUGUCCCAACACGGGAGUCAGCCGCUUCCUGCUCACCGUGAGCCCGUCCGAGCCCCGGCCCGCGCUCUCCGCCGCCCGCUGUGUGUUCACCAACAGGAAGGAGCACCUGGAAAGCCUCGCUGAGGCCCAGUGAACCGCAGAAAAGCUGUCUGACGGACUAUAAACAACACGGAAGGGAAAAAGAAAAGACCUCAGUAGAGCACAGGCAACUAAACGCAGCAGGGUGGAAGUUUAAUCAGUGUUUUACUGUGGAACAACAGUCAUUAUGCAGUACUGUAUCUUUUAUGAAAUCAUUCCCUCUUAUCUGUAGAACACAAAGCACCUUGUGUGUCACUCUUUAUCUUUUAUAAUUGUAUUUUUUUUCUUUUAUCAUCUUAUACCAAAGUUAAAAUUAUUUAUUGUCUGAUCAAACACUGACAGUUGGGUUUCAGCUGAUAUUGUGCAAUAUGACAUGAGAUCACUUUAAGUUGUGGAGUGAGCGGUUUUGUACAAUCAGAGGAAUAAACAGAUAAAUAAUUUGCCUGAUCUUGUCUGCU
Salarias fasciatus (jewelled blenny) is the source of this 1216-nucleotide messenger RNA. RefSeq names its product TP53 induced glycolysis regulatory phosphatase b (gene tigarb). Lineage: Eukaryota; Metazoa; Chordata; Actinopteri; Blenniiformes; Blenniidae. The coding region runs from base 34 to 813 and encodes 259 amino acids. Gene Ontology annotation, biological process: negative regulation of glycolytic process; regulation of pentose-phosphate shunt. The transcript has 6 exons. Gene Ontology annotation, molecular function: fructose-2,6-bisphosphate 2-phosphatase activity. The record is from RefSeq and is a predicted model, not a curated record. Gene Ontology annotation, cellular component: cytosol.